Messenger RNA from Ceutorhynchus assimilis (cabbage seed weevil), 1633 nucleotides. NCBI's taxonomy places the organism in Eukaryota, Metazoa, Arthropoda, Insecta, Coleoptera, Curculionidae. The record is from the annotation of a GenBank genome assembly.
UAAUAAUGUACUAUCAGGUACUUAGUAGUAGGUACUUCUUAUACUCGGAGGUUACCUGUCAAAUUAUUUAAAAAAAAUGAAAACGGUAAUAAUUUUUAAGUGAUAUUUCGUGACUGAUUAUUGUGAUUUUAUUAUCCUGGUAAUUGGAUUAUAAUGAAGCCCUCCCAGAAUUGGCUGACAUUGUCGACCGUGGUUUGUCUAUUAUUAAAUACAGCUGCAGCUAGAACCAGAGGAGCCUUUUCGUUCUCGGAUUUUUCCAGAUUCGAUAACAGUUUCCAGGGCUAUAAAGAACCAACUAGUCAACUGUAUUCGUUGGGUAUCGACUCGUUUUUACCCUAUGGUAACAGUCUCACAGCAUCGAAACUCAACAUUGCUUCGGUUGCGUUGUCGAAUUCAGUGGAGAAGCCAGUGCAAGAACCAUCAGAUCCGCCUUUGCCACAACUAACAGGCACAGCUGUAAUUCCGUUAUUGCCACCCCCUGCUGUGCCGGUAAACGCUGCCGCUUCUAACGUACCCUCAAACAACGGAGCAGUGUUCCUAGGAUCCGGAGCUUUAGGAGUUGUCAACCUAGGAAAUGGUGCGUAUGCCUUGGGUUCGGGAGGUAUAGGCUAUUCGGACAAUCGCCAACAACCCAGGCCCGAUGGUAGGUCGCCCUUAUACCCACCAUUACCAGCAAGUCCUAAUUUGGUUCCCGCAGCCAGACCCAGUCAACAAGUUGCCUCAGUGCCACAAAUUGAUUUGACAGGGAUAACGCAGGAAUAUCGAUAUGAUCAGAGUCUAUUUGUACCUAAUCAUGUACCACAACAGCAAUAUGAUCAGAACGGUUACGAACGUCUGGAUGCUUCUAGUGCAGGUUUCGGUCAACCGGUAAUCAGGUAUAGACCACUCAAGAUCAGAACGAACUACGCUACUCCGACGGUGGCUCGAGUGACUCUGGAACAGGCUCAAGCCAAUCAACUGCCGCAAUCUGGAUUUGGUGAUCCUAUUCCCACUUUGUUGCCUCAAACUGUUAAAUAUGUUUAGUGUAGAAUUUUAAGGCUUUGUAUGAUUAAGUCCAAAUCAUUAAAUUUAUGUCUCAUGGAGGCAUAAUUAUAAAUUAUUGAGAUUAUAAUGUGUUGUGAACCAUCUUCUGGGCAAUACCCGCCGUCGCCAAAGCGUCAAUAAGCAACACUCACAUUAUAAGUAUUACAGUUUUUGUGAUUUUUUGUUAUAAUAAAUAUAUUUUUUUAAAUAGUAAAUAAUUUUUAAUCAAAAAUAGAAAAUGUACAUAAAUUGAACAAAUAAAUAACAUAAUCAUCACCAUCCACUACCAUAGCUAUUGGACCACCCAUGAUGACUUUCUUGCACUGGUACCACCACAGUUUUAGUAACUGGUACAAUUACUUUUUGAACCACUGGUAAUGGUACAUACUUUUUGAUAAUCACAGGAUGUUGGUGAUGCACAACAGGCGUUUCUUGGAUAAAUUGCUGAUGAAUCACCGAAUAUGAAUGAGCUGCUGGUUGAUGGUAGCUUGGAAACUGACCCCAAUCUUCAUGUUCGUCCAAAUUGAGGCCUACGCUUUCGCCGAAAACUCCACGUUUGGAUUUUUCCGAUGGGAUCGUUCCUGCUUGGACUGCAGCUAGUAUGGCAACA